GAGCUCUUUGCUCUGCUAAGAUUGAACUCCUAACAAAUGAGAAUGAGAUAUCUUGUAUUUUUUCUCCUUAUUGGGCUUCCAGGUGCACUUCAUGCUCAAAGAGCAGCUCAGCCUUGUUCUGCUCCCAGUCUAGAUGGUGGUUAUUUUGUCCCAGAACAAGAAAGUUAUUCUCAUGAAUCUGAGAUUUCUUACACCUGUGAUAGUGGACGCAAACUAGUAGUGGAGGGAUGGUGGGCAACAAGCACAUGUCAGGAUGGAGCAUGGUCUCGUAAGCCACGAUGUAUAGAUGAAAAAGCCUGUCUUUCCCUUAAGAUACCAAAUGGAAAAUAUAAUAAAAGACGAACUGGCUGGUAUCAUGAUAGAAGCACAAUCAGGGUUACAUGUGAGGACGGGUAUGAACUGAAAAACCGGCGUGCCACAGCCAUCUGUUUGAAUGGAGCCUGGUCGUCUGUGCCUGUGUGUGAGAUCAGUAUCGAUUCAUGCGGUGUACCCCCAAAAAUCCCUCAUGCGGUCAUCAUUGGUCAGAGAUAUCAGAAGGUGUUUCCUGCUGAUUCAGAGCUUCAGUAUGAAUGUCAAGUUGGAUACACUGUGGAGAAUGCAGGGAGUAAAAAAUCCAUCAUCUGCAUGGCUGGAAACUGGAAUGAAUGCCCAACAUGCAGCAAACAAACAACACCAGAUGCUGGACACGGUGGCCCAGAAGAAGCCAAAUCAUCCAGGGGCCAUUCUACAUCUCCUGGCAGUGGGACACGAACUGGGAGUGGAGUUGACCAAUGUGGAGUCGCUCCAGUUAUUCAAAAUGAUAUUCUUGUGCAAGAACACAGAAUGCAUUUGAAAUACCAGUGUAAUGCUUUUUACACACUAGAGGGUCCAGAUACUGUGACGUGUUACAGCGAUCAAACCUGGUCAGAACUUCCCCAAUGCAAAGAGGCUUUCUGUGUUCUGGAUCUUUCUCUGUAUCGUGUGUAUGGGCUUCAGCAGACUGGAAAACUAUUGGUGAAGGAAGGAAAUACGAAGGUUGUCAGCUGUGUUCGGCCAUACCAUGAAAGCCAUUUUACUUGCAAAAAUCGAAGAAUAACCUACACCUAUUGUUGUUCUCAACAUGACCACAAUUAUGGAUACUGUCAGUGGUGGAGCUGAUUGUGGACUGCCAACAAAAAAUGAAGAUGGAAGCUUGAGAAACACCUCUAUCAGAGAAGAAGCUCUAAAACACACAUGAUGACAUAUUUAUCACUUUUGUUUUAAAACACAUUUUUUUCCUGUUUUAUAUAAAAACAGUGAGAUUUUUGACAGUCUGCAUUUUCUUUACAACAGAAACUCUAAAUGCAGUUUUAACAUGAAUCAUACAGAAUAAAG
Cheilinus undulatus (humphead wrasse) is the source of this 1353-nucleotide messenger RNA. RefSeq names its product complement factor H-related protein 1-like. Lineage: Eukaryota; Metazoa; Chordata; Actinopteri; Labriformes; Labridae. The transcript is spliced from 9 exons. The record is from RefSeq and is a predicted model, not a curated record. Bases 37 to 1137 code for a protein of 366 amino acids.